GACCCUUAAACAACCUUGUGUGCACAAAUUUAAGUUUUUACUACCUCGUAGUUAGAGAUUUAGAUUUGUUAUUUUAUGUUUAUGUGAUCUUCAAGAUUUUGUGUUAUUAUAUAUAAAUAUUAGUUAUAUUGUUUUAGCAAAUAUUGAUUAUCACACACUGAAGCACUGAUUGUGUCGCACCGAAAGGUGACGCACUGAAAAACUGAAUGUGAACUACUGAAAGUGAUUAUGUGACGCACUGAAUGUGAACUGACUACGCAUUGAACUACUGAAUGUGACACACUGAAGGUGACUAACUGAAUAUGUUAUAUAUAUUGUUUGAUAUAUAGAUAUCGUUAAGAAAAUGUAUAUUGUAUUGUUGUUGUCCCACUGAGUAAACCCCGUUUACUCAGGCGUACAUUUGCCUUCUUAUGUACGUUAGGUUGCAAGGAUAUUCAGGAAAGCUUGGAUGAAUGGUUCAAGGGAAUAAAGACGCACAUGGAUUUUCAUAAAAGUUUAAAUUUUCAUAAAAGUUUAAAAUGUUUUGUACAAUAUUUCGACUUUUUGAAAAAAUGGAAAAGUUCUAUAAUUUAUGGAAUGAUGUUCUGACCUCUGAUGUACUGUAUAAGUGACACGUCAGCCCAAGCCGGGUUGGGGUGUUACAGUUAUGGUAUCAGAGCUUAGGCUCUUUCCUGUCGAUAAACAUUUUUAAAAAACAAAACCUGUGCGGUAAUGGGUAGACAUCAAACUAGAAUUUUAUCCCUCUAGAAAUUUGUUAUCAUCCUUCUCUUUUUCUAUGUUCUCAUAGAUGUCUCCGGUCAAAAGAACUAACCGACGCAGUUCACGUAGCUCUGGCACGACUUCUAGACGUCGUAAGAUUAAUGAUGCAGUCCAACGUGCGGUCGAGGGGUUACUCCCAAAUCUGAUUCAAACUGUCACCCAACAAAUGCACACUGAAGUACUCCCUGAUUUCAUGCAAACGGUUAUGCAGCAAAUGAAUGAUGCAAGGAGCACCCAACCACCUCCCACUCCUUCUCGUUCCCCAACUCCUCCUUGUUUUUCAACUCCCCCACAUUCGCCACAUUCGCCACCAAAAGGCAAGAAUGUGAAGGAUCUAAUUACACCACCCACUGUUGACAUUCACAAAUGGUUGUCUAGGUUUCAAAAACAACAACCAAGAUCCUUUAGUGUUGCAGCUACACCAAUAGAAGCACAAAAUUGGAUUGCUCACAUUGAGAAGAUCUUCGAAGUUCUAGGAGUGGGCGAUGAAUUUAAAACAAGGUUGGCUGCGUACAAACUGGAAGAUAACGCCCAAACCUGGUGGCAUACUGUGAAACAUGCCAGAGGCGGUGAUACGUUCGCUGCUACACUUCCAUGGGACAGUUUCAAAACACUGUUCUUCCAACAAUAUUUCCCGGUUGCCUUCCGUGAUGAAUACAUCCGAGAAUUUGCAUCCAUCAAACAAAGGGAGGACGAACCUAUGACUGAGUUCAUGGAGCGUUUCACGAGGCUUGCUAGCUUCGUCGGACCCAAUGCUGGAUCCCCAGCUGCGCAAGCCGGGAAAUUUAAAUGGGCAUUAUGUGAACGUAUUAAGUGGUUGGUUGUUAACCAAGACUUUAAAGACAUCACUGAAGUAGCUAAUGCAGUCCAAAAUCUGGAAAUAGCAAACAGAACUAUGAAGCUUCAGUAUGGUGGAGACAUCUUGAAAAAUCUGGCGUUAACCACUGGACAAACUUCCACCCAAAUCCCACUCACUGGAAACCAGAAGACAAGUUCUAAUCAGAACUCCCCACCUGCACCCCAGAAUAGCCAAGCGAUCGUUGCACAAACCCAUAAUCAACCCCGAAAACCAUGCUCCACAUGCGGAAAGACCCAUGGUGGAGUAUGCCUUAAACUCACAGGGGGUUGUUUCAGGUGUAAACAAACUGGACAUGCAAUCCAGAAUUGCCCCUUUCCCCCGAAGGAUACUGAAAAGAAGAUUACUACUGGAGCGAACGCUAUACCAGCUAAUAGAGGCGGAAGGGUUUUCGCUUUAAAGGUUCACAACAAACCAACUGAACACCAUGGGUAUGAUGUAAUUGGUCGCGAACCUUAACAAGAUGAAGGAUUUGCCCUUGUUUAAAUUAUACUCUUGUGCUUUCGAACCUUGUCUUUUCAGUGUAUGAACUUUUCUAAGUAUCGAAUAAACAUGUUGUCUUUUCUUAUAUAAUUUGCUGCUAUUACUGACAAAUGUGUUACUGUGCAAAUUUCGAGGACGAAAUUUAUUUUUAAGAGGGGUUGUAUUGUAAUACCUGAAUUUUUAAAUAAUAAAAUAUUACUCAUAUAAAAAAAACUAACGAAAAAAAAAAUACAUAUAGUUAGAUUAAUUAGUAAAUUAUAUAUGAAAAUCAUAAAUUAUUAUACUUAUCUUGUAUUAAGCAUGUGGCACUUAGUUGCCUCACUUCUUUGCCACUUUCUUUGAGGUAUCAACACCUGGACAAUUCUAAUGCAUACACUUUUAUUUAUAUAAUUUUGUUUCUUCUUGACAAAGAAAACGUAAGUACAAAACCGCAAUCUCAAAAUCCAACUAGUGAUAUCUCAUUUUCUCACACACUUGUGUAUUAUUCUAGCAACUUUCCUUCUGCAAUAAGGAUUUCACGAUUGUCUAGACGUAAUCUGUUAUCUCAGUUUGUGAUCAUCGCUUAAGGUACGGACCCUUGAACAACCUUGUGUGCACAAAUUUAAGUUUUUACUACCUCGUAGUUAGAGAUUUAGAUUUGUUAUUUUAUGUUUAUGUGAUCUUCAAGAUUUUGUGUUAUUAUAUAUAAAUAUUAGUUAUAUUGUUUUAGCAAAUAUUGAUUAUCACACACUGAAGCACUGAUUGUGUCGCAUCGAAAGGUGACGCACUGAAAAACUGAAUGUGAACUACUGAAAGUGAUUAUGUGACGCACUGAAUGUGAACUGACUACGCAUUGAACUACUGAAUGUGACACACUGAAGGUGACUAACUGAAUAUGUUAUAUAUAUUGUUUGAUAUAUAGAUAUCGUUAAGAAAAUGUAUAUUGUAUUGUUGUUGUCCCACUGAGUAAACCCCGUUUACUCAGGCGUACAUUUGCCUUCUUAUGUACGUUAGGUUGCAAGGAUAUUCAGGAAAGCUUGGAUGAAUGGUUCAAGGGAAUAAAGACGCACAUGGAUUUUCAUAAAAGUUUAAAAUGUUUUGUACAAUAUUUCGACUUUUUUGAAAUAAUGGAAAAGUUCUAUAAUUUAUGGAAUGAUGUUCUGACCUCUGAUGUACUGUAUAAGUGACACGUCAGCCCAAGCCGGGUUGGGGUGUUACAUCAUUUGUUAAUUAGUGUUGAUCGAUAGAACUCAGGUCACAUGAGGUGAUCAUUCAGGUUGUAGGUUCAGUUCAUUUGAACCAGUUCGCAUAAACUGAACUCAGGUUGCUUAAAAUCUCACCAGUUCAUACGAAGUUGGUCCAGAUAGUUUUAAACUGUCCAAUUCAUAUCAAAGUUCAAUUCGCACCAAAAUCCAUUUCGCACCAAAGUUGACAAAGUUGAUUGAACAACAACUCGUUCAGAGUACCUGUCCGAUUCAAGUUGUUUGAUAAUUUUUAAACUGAUUCGUUUCAGGUGAUUAAAAGGUGUUGUGAUUCGAGGAGUUAGCAUCAUGGCUGAAGAGUUUUACAACACGUUUUACAAGGCGUUUACGUCCGAGUCUUCCGAAACCUCAACUGUCACACCGAAAUUCAUUACAAAAGCGAUCAAUGAAAACAUUAAUCAUGACAACUUUUAUGGAACUCAUUCAAAACCGCCCAAGCUUGAUAGUAUUGAGGACUACACUUGGUGGAAAGAACGUUUCAUCAACUGCGCAAAAGCUUACGCGCACGAGAGCUGGUUUUGUUUGGAAUUUGGAUAUGAUAGACCUGUCAAUGAUAAAGGCGAAGAAAUCCCACUCAAAAGCUUAUCCAUAGAGGACAAAAAGGAAUUCUCAUCUGAACAGAGAAUGAUUGCUUUGAUCCAGUCAUCAAUUAGAGAUGACAUUUUUGCAUUGCUUAACCAUGAUGGGUCAUCAAAAUCUGUUUGGGAAGCUUUACGGGUUAAAGCUGAGGGGGGUAAACAAAUCAAGAAAAAUAAAAUUGCUUUAUUAAAGAAAGAAUUUGAUUUGUUUGAUAGCUUGAAAGGUGAAUCAGUUCGACAAAUGAUAGAAAGAUUUUGUCAUUUGAAAAUUGAACUUGAUAGGUUUGGUAUUGUUAAAACACGAGAGGAAAUAAUUGAUAAAAUCAUAGAAGCGUUACCAUGAGCUGAUCAGUGGCGAACGUUUGUUUUUAUUUUGAAAAAUGACGUGCUAUAUGAUACAAUUUCUCUUGAUGUUUUGAAAGAAAAAAUUGAAAGUCAUGAACUGGAGCUAAAAAAGCAAAGCAAGAUGAGCAGUUCUUCACAUCAUCAGAAUGUUGGUCUUUAUUACAAAGGUAACAUACCCUCGGUGAAAGCUGGUGAUUCACCAAAGACAACAUUUAGUGGUGAGAAGACAAAGGAAUCACAGACAAGCUCAUCAAGCUACAAUCCAGGAUAUCAUUCAUCUUCUUCAAAAGCAAACCCUGAAGAAUCAGAAGAAGUUCUCUGCAACAUCGCUCUGAAACUAAAGAAUUCUCCUGCCAUGAGCAUUAACUCUGCCAAGCAGCAAAUAAGCUUCCUUGCAUCUGUUCUGGAAUCAUAUGAAGGUCUAGUUGCAGGCAAAAUUGGAAAUUCUAAAUUGACCAAAGAAGACUAUGACCAGAUAGACCCAGCAGAAAUGGAACUCACUGACAUUCGUUGGUGUCUAGCUAGUUGCAUCCGAAGAGCUCAGAGGUAUAUGGAGAUUACUGGGAAACAUUCAAUUAGUGGUCCGUCAAUUAAGUUGGGAUUUGAUAAAUCCAAGUGACAUGUUUCAAAUGCAAGCAAAAAGGUCAUUUCAAGAGAGAAUGCAAUAAUUCUGCAGUUGAUGGAAAUGAACAUCCUUUCAAUGAUGAUUAUUACCGAAAGGCGAUCUACCACCGAAGCAAAGAAGAGCCAAAAUUGAUUGAAAACAAUACAAAAGAAAAGUCAAGAGCUUGUGCAGUUUUCCAUGAUGAUGAAGGAUAUGACUAGAGUGAAAUUCUUCCAGAAGAAGAUCGUAUUGAUUAUUGAUUCAAAAUUAGAACAAAGGAGGAUGCAGAAAUUCUUCACAGAAAACAUGAUCAUUAUGCUUUUGUUGCUGAAAUAAAGGAGAAAACCAGAGAAGAGAUUCUGAAUGAGAAAACUCCCAGAGAAAGAAGUAUAAUGGGAUACAGAAUGGAUAAAAUGCAAGAAGAGUAUGAAGAUGAUGUCAGCAGUAAAAGAUGGGACAAGAAUCGAGAGUGUUAUGUCAACAGAGAUAGUGAACCUGUUGUCCACAGGAGUGACAUAGUUCAUGAUGAUGUUCUUUUAGUAAUUCCUCGAUCCGACGAAUACUAUUCAAAUGUUGAAAAAGAUAAAACAUAUGUGAAAAGGCUGGAUAAAAUCAUAAGAGAUGCCAUGAUAUCAAGUUUGAGGAAGAGGGAUGAAGCAAGAAUGAAAAAAUGUUGAGUGUAUGGUAGAAGAGUUGAAGAAGGUGGCUGAAGAAGUGAAAGAAAAGGAAGAAAAAGUUGUUGUGAAUGAAGAAGUUGUGAAAGAAGCUGUUACUGAAAAACAGCAGGUUGUUGAAGAAGAAAUUAAGAAGAAAGAAGAAAGAGAAGU
Helianthus annuus (common sunflower) is the source of this 5693-nucleotide messenger RNA. RefSeq lists its product as uncharacterized. Gene Ontology annotation, molecular function: zinc ion binding; nucleic acid binding. The record is from RefSeq and is a predicted model, not a curated record. Bases 788 to 2074 code for a protein of 428 amino acids. Lineage: Eukaryota; Viridiplantae; Streptophyta; Magnoliopsida; Asterales; Asteraceae. The transcript is spliced from 2 exons.